GUGCUCUACAGUUCUUCUCAAAUUUUCUUGACACAACAACCAAAGUUUCGUUCUUAAAAUAAUGAAUUUAUAUCGGAGGGAUCAUCUAUUGUCAGCAAUCAAAUGCGAGAUGUGCCCCAAGAAAGUGACCAACUUUGUUGUCGGUCUCUGUGAACGAUGCGUUAUCAUUUGGACGAACAAGCGGGGCAUGGAGAAUAUGAACAUAACCAUUGACCAUGUGAAGGCCGCAAUUGUUAGUAUGAGCCAAAACAACACGUAUUAUCUGAGAAUGGAAGAUACAUUCCGUCGGGUUAUCGAGGAGGAGCAAAGACGACGCCGAAAUAAGGUCGAACUCUUUCAGAAGAUCAGAGAGAAAUUUCAAAACGAAAUUCUCAUUCAAGAGAAGUUGACUUACGGUUAUUUUGUACCAUACCAAACGGAGGAGAACUACUUUGAUAUAGACAUACACAGGAUGGAUAUAAGUGAUGUACUCGAGGAUACGAGACUGUCUUAUGUUACCGAAAUUUAACACUAUUUUUACUCACUCCGUACAUUUGUAAUUAAUUUCAUUCAUAAAUCAACUCAUUAAAA
Messenger RNA from Drosophila innubila, 570 nucleotides. RefSeq lists its product as uncharacterized. The transcript has a single exon. The record is from RefSeq and is a predicted model, not a curated record. The coding region runs from base 62 to 508 and encodes 148 amino acids. Lineage: Eukaryota; Metazoa; Arthropoda; Insecta; Diptera; Drosophilidae.